This is a messenger RNA of Salvia hispanica, 741 nucleotides long. NCBI's taxonomy places the organism in Eukaryota, Viridiplantae, Streptophyta, Magnoliopsida, Lamiales, Lamiaceae. The record is from RefSeq and is a predicted model, not a curated record.
AUGGAGCGCCGCCGCGGCGUCGAUCAGGGAGGAGAAUGCGCGGUGUGCUUGGGGGAAUUCGAGGACGAGGACUCCGUGCGUCUGCUGCCUAAUUGCACCCACGCCUUCCAUGUUUCCUGCAUCGACCAGUGGUUCGCGGCGCACACCAGCUGUCCGCUCUGCCGGAUGCCCGUGCUCCGCCAGGAAACAGAUUCGGCACCGGCAUCUCCAGAUCUAGCCGUGGAUCCAAUUAAUCGUGGCGAGAGCAGUAGCGUUGAGCCGUCGUCGAUGGGGCAAUCGGUUGGUUUGCUCCGUAAUUGCGCGUCGUUGAUGACGCCGAUGGAGCGGAGGUCGUCGUCGGCGCGGCUGAAGCGGUCGCUGUCGAUGGAUCAGUCGGUUGUGGUGAUUGAUGUGCAGAGGACUAAUUGUGCGGGUGCGACGUCGUUUUUGUCUUCCUCCACAGAUCAAAUUACUAUAAGGAGGAGUGGGUCGUUGAGCCACUUCGAUCACAAGUGGCUCAGGUCCAUCUCUUGCUUGCGGACUAAUCACACAAAUUCAAUUCUACCUUACUAAAUUAAUUAUUUAUUAAAUUAAUUAUUAGUAUGAGGAAAGCUAAGGAUGAUGUUCAGUAAUUUCGAAUUCACGUAUAUGAUCCAAACUUUAGUAAGUCUGUUGUAAUUUUAAAGAAAUACUACUGUAUUUCAAAUUUGGAACAUAAAAAUUGCAUUUUGCACCUUUUAGAUUUUCAAAUUCGAAAGAAUA